AUGUACAACGCUCAUCGCGGGAUGGUGCCCGCUCCCAACUCCCGUCUGACGGAGUUGCUGGAUCAACUGCGCCAGGAGUUUGAGAGCCAGUCGCGAAACACCGGUGAAUUUGAGCAUCAGUUGACUGGUCAACUCCAGGAGAUGGAGAUGAUCCGUCAGAAGGUCUAUCAACUGGAACAGGCGCAGAUCAAAAUCAAGCAAGACUACGAAGCUGAGAUUCGAAUGCUGCGACAUGAACUUGAGUCGCGCGGAGUGCAAACCAUCCCUUCCCAUAUCGGCGGACCCGCUGCGGCUCAUACAGCUCCUGCCCAGGCUCCCCCACCUGCCUUGGGCCACGGCCCCAGCAAUCUGUUUGGCGGUAUCAUGACCAACCCACCAGGUAGUGGCCCCGGUCUUGCACCUUCCCUCCCCCAGGAUCAGCAGCCUCCCCAGCAUCCCCUUCAACAGCCUGCUUCGGUCGCUCAGCCUGGCGCGCCGCAACCCCAGCAGAGCUCCUUUGGAGGAUACCCGGCUGGCGCUGCUGUGAACGGCUAUGGGCCUCCUCCGCCUCCCACUGCAUCCCCAGGUCCCGGUAAGGGCCGUGGCCGCGUUCCCCCAGGCCCCGGUACUCCCCAGCAAACGCACAUCGCCUACCCGGAUCCUCGUGCAUCCCCCCAGAUCCCUCGCCCAACUCCUCCGAACCCCCCUCUCGGCCGCACAGCUGAACGUCCGGGAAACAUGCUGGCAAACUGGAACCCCGAUGAUUUGCCUCCGUCGCAGAAGCGCGAGGGUUCCGAUUGGUACGCCGUGUUCAACCCUGAGGUCCAGCGUGUACUUGAUGUGGAGCUGGUGCAUCACUUGAAUCACGAUAGCGUCGUUUGCUGUGUGCGCUUCAGCCGUGAUGGCAAGUACUUGGCUACGGGCUGCAACCGCUCGGCUCAAAUCUUCGACGUGACCACCGGUCAGAAUGUGGCCACUCUUCAGGAUGAGAACGUCGAUAAGGACGGCGACCUGUACAUUCGCAGUGUUUGCUUCAGUCCGGAUGGCAAAUAUCUUGCGACUGGUGCUGAGGAUAAGCAGAUUCGGGUUUGGGAUAUCAACCAGCGCACCAUCAAGCAUAUCUUCAGUGGACACGAGCAAGACAUCUACUCUUUGGACUUUGCUGGCAAUGGUCGAUUCAUCGCCUCUGGCAGUGGAGAUAAGACCGUGCGCCUUUGGGAUAUUCUCGAUGGCAAGCUUGUCUACACCCUUAGCAUUGAGGAUGGUGUCACUACUGUGGCCAUGUCUCCGGAUGGCCGUUACGUGGCUGCGGGUUCGUUGGACAAGAGCGUGCGCGUCUGGGACACUACCACUGGAUACCUGGUGGAGCGCCUGGAGAACCCAGAUGGCCACAAGGACAGUGUCUACUCGGUCGCGUUCGCGCCCAAUGGCCGUGACCUUGUCAGUGGCAGUCUGGACAAGACUAUCAAGCUCUGGGAGCUUACCGUUCCCCGGGGCAUGCACCCUCACAGUGCCAUCAAGGGCGGCAAGUGUAUUCGCACAUUCGAGGGCCACAAGGACUUUGUUCUCAGUGUGUGCCUGACACCCGACGGUGCCUGGGUGAUGAGUGGUUCCAAGGACCGUGGUGUUCAGUUCUGGGACCCGGUGACUGGAAAUGCCCAGAUGAUGCUUCAAGGCCACAAGAACUCUGUCAUCUCGGUUGCGCCCAGUCCUACUGGCAACCUGUUCGCGACCGGCAGUGGAGACAUGCGUGCACGAAUCUGGAGAUACUCGGCGUACACUGGACGAUGA
Molecule: messenger RNA, 1770 nt
Organism: Penicillium egyptiacum
Lineage: Eukaryota; Fungi; Ascomycota; Eurotiomycetes; Eurotiales; Aspergillaceae
Source: the annotation of a GenBank genome assembly